This is a messenger RNA of Ruditapes philippinarum (Manila clam), 884 nucleotides long. RefSeq lists its product as uncharacterized. The record is from RefSeq and is a predicted model, not a curated record. Bases 33 to 371 code for a protein of 112 amino acids. Lineage: Eukaryota; Metazoa; Mollusca; Bivalvia; Venerida; Veneridae. The transcript is spliced from 3 exons.
UCGGCUUUUUCCAUAGGGAGGUCAUUUUGAGCAUGCGCACUUCGCCGGCGUAUUGCACAUGUGUAAUAAUGGCUGCCUUGUCAAGACCAGAUUCUUUGACAGGGUGUAUGAUAUGGGCCCAACUGCAAGGCAUACCUAAGACAAUGAGAUGGCCAGUAAAAGUUGUGACUUUGCCACUUGUUACUGCAAUUCUGAUCGUGCCUGGAACAGGAAAUAGCAAGCAGCCAUCUUGGAUUUAUCAUGUGCUUUUAUGGAAAUUGAAAAUUGUGGAAUUAUUUUUUUUUAAACAGUUUAUAUUAAAUGUUCAACUAAUUACUUUUUCAAGAAAAAUGACUUUUUUUAUUGGAGGAACUAGUUAUGGAAGAAAAUAGAACUGCACGUUCUUAUAUCAGAUUGAAGAGAUGUGCACAUCUAUUUGCAUGUGUAGAAUUUUGCAGUGUUAAAAAUUUUGAUUUCCAUGUGGAUGAAUACAGUAAACGAAUUUAUUUAUUUGACAACAAAAGUGUAAGAGAACUUUGGCAAUUUAUUUUGAACUGUGAAUAUAGAGGAGCUUGUAUUGUAAAUAUAAUUCCAGAUGUUGUACCUGAGUGAUCAAUGUGGUUGGUUGAUUUUGUUAACAUUUUGUAAGUACCUGUCAAGUCUCAUGCUUAAAGUACAGGCAACGGGACUCCCAACAAAAGUUGUGAUAUGCGGGGAGCUAGUUUCGUCGCAAACAGCAACAAAUUUUAUGCUAUAGAGCGAACUUUUGUUGCAGAGCGCGGACAGAUCUACAGUGAAAAUUUGCUCACUAAAGCAAUUUCACGACAAUGUUUUAGCAAAUUUUUGCCAUUAAACUAAAUUUACUAAUGGUCAAUAAAUGGAAAUACAUAAAUGUGAAUAAUUUC